Anoplopoma fimbria (sablefish) is the source of this 2929-nucleotide messenger RNA. It is a transcript of the gene gata2a, whose product is annotated as GATA binding protein 2a. Gene Ontology annotation, molecular function: zinc ion binding; RNA polymerase II cis-regulatory region sequence-specific DNA binding; DNA-binding transcription factor activity, RNA polymerase II-specific. NCBI's taxonomy places the organism in Eukaryota, Metazoa, Chordata, Actinopteri, Perciformes, Anoplopomatidae. The record is from RefSeq and is a predicted model, not a curated record. Gene Ontology annotation, cellular component: nucleus. Gene Ontology annotation, biological process: cell fate commitment; positive regulation of angiogenesis; positive regulation of miRNA transcription. The transcript is spliced from 6 exons. The coding region runs from base 270 to 1649 and encodes 459 amino acids.
CUCAUUAAUGAGCCUGCGUGGAUCAAGAGGUUUACUUACUUACUUACACAAGCUGUAUUCGCAGUCAGCUGAUUGGAAUUGCAACAGGAUAAACGGAGGAGAAAGGAGACCGGGAUAUUUAAGGAUUCUAUUUCUGAAGUAAAUAAACACAGCCGAGACUUUCACAGCUCAGGAACUAUAUUGUGAGGAGGAUUUAACUUCCACCUGGAGGUAAACACAAGCCUGAAAGCAGCCCAACACACAGAGGAGAGGACGCGGCCAGCUCAACCAUGGAGGUCGCAGCAGCCGAUCAGUCUCGGUGGAUGGCGCAUCAUCACGCAGUGCUGAACGGCCAGCACCCGGACUCGCAUCACCACAGUCUAAGCCACAACUACAUGGAGCCCAUGGCGCCUUUACUGCCCCAGGACGAAGUUGACAUGUUUCUGAACCACUUGGACUCUCAAGGGAACCCCUACUACACCAACUCCCGGGCCAGGGUCACCUACAGCCAAGCACACGCUCGCCUCACUGGGAACCAGGUUUGCCGACCACACCUCAUCCACAGCCCCGGCAUUCCCUGGCUGGACCCCGGGAAAGCUGCCCUUUCCGCGGCCCACCACCACAACGCAUGGGCGGUCAGCCACUUCAGCAAACCCGGCCUGCACCCCGCCAGCUCCGGCUACCCCUGUAGCAGCAGCACCGGCACGGCCCCGGUCUCGUCGCUCACGGUGUCCCACUCCAACGCGCACCUCUACAGUUUUCCUCCGACCCCUCCGAAGGACGUGUCCCCGGACCCCGGCCCUACCUCUCCGACCUCCAGCUCCACCAGGAUGGACGAGAAGGAGUCGAUCAAGUACCAAGUGCAUCUGUCGGACGGCAUGAAGAUGGAGAGCUGCAGUCCUCUCCGCAGCGGCCUGGCCUCGAUGAACGGCCAGGGCCCGGCCACGCAUCACCCGAUCCCGACCUACCCUGGCUACCCUCUGCACACACCCCACGAGUACAGCGGCAGUCUCUUCCACCCCGGCAGCCUGCUCGGCGGGUCCUCCUCCAGCUUUACGCCCAAAUGCAAGAGCAAGGCCAGGUCGAGCUCAGAGGGCCGUGAAUGUGUAAACUGUGGUGCCACCUCCACCCCUCUGUGGCGAAGAGACGGUACCGGCCACUACCUGUGCAACGCCUGCGGACUGUACCACAAGAUGAACGGCCAGAACCGACCACUUAUCAAGCCCAAACGCAGACUGUCCGCUGCUCGACGUGCAGGCACCUGCUGUGCAAACUGCCAGACCACGAUCACCACCCUGUGGAGACGCAACGGGAACGGAGACCCGGUGUGUAACGCCUGCGGCCUUUACUUUAAACUGCACAAUGUCAACAGACCCCUGACCAUGAAGAAAGAAGGAAUCCAGACACGCAACCGCAAGAUGUCCAGCAAGUCCAAGAGGAACAAGCGAGCAGGGGACGGCUUCGACGAGCUAUCCAAGUGCAUGCAGGACAAGGUCUCUCCCUUCGGCGGUGCGCCCGGCCUCAGCAGCCACAUGACCCACAUGGGUCACCUGCCCCCCUUCGGCCACACGGGACACAUGCUGCCUACUCCCACGCCCAUUCACCCUUCAUUCGGUCACCCCCACCACUCCAAUCGCUCGCCGGUCUGGGCUGAGCCCCUGAGUCACUGAGGCCCCUCCAGACCCAAAAACUCCUCCGCCUGUAGGAGCCACCGCGUCGCCAUUAACACUAAAUGGCCUCCACAUCACGUCGUAAGCUGAGCAGACUUGUUGCAUCGUGUACAGUGGUUGGAGGGGAGAGACUUUCAGUUGGACUUAAUGACUGAAGGUCGCGUCAUUCCUGAGCUCACUGAUGGGACGCUGCAAGGCAGGACUUUAGCGAACUCUGUGAAGAGCUAAUAUGAUGAGGGGUUUCUUAGUCCCUUGGUGAAUGAAGCUUGCAGGAAUGGAGUGAAUGGAGACGCUUGUCAUUCUUUUUGCUUAUUUUUACUAAGUCACUUUGGUACCCACCUCUCCAUGACCCUGUAACAGGAGACUCAAGAGAGGUCUUAAAAAGAAACGCUGUUUUCACCUCACGGCCAUCUCAUUAUAUACUGAGAUACGUGCACCCUGUCUAUCCCCUGGCUGUCGUCCAUAACUGCUGUGGACAGACGAACCCCUUCAGUGCUGGAGGUCUUAAGACUGUCUGAUAGCUACAGCACCUGUGCACCUCUGUUACCAACCAGUCAGAUGCAGACUACAGUACCCACAAACCAGUGCUCCCCCUCACAUGCUGGAUUGUACACCACCACAUCGCUCACCACCUGUUUUUAAUAAUGAACUUUUAUGGAAAAAUACACAGUAAAUAGAGUGUUUAUAAAUGCUUAAUUGCUAUUAUUGUUGUUAUAUUUGAUGUUAUAAUUAUUGCUACGAUAAUUUAUUUUCCCUCUUUAAGCUUUCGUCAAAGACACAUGGAAACUGAUGAUUUAAAGGUCCAGUGUGUAGAAUUUUAGCGGAUCUAUUUGAAGAAAUUAAAUAUAAUUUUCAUAACUAUAUUUUCAUUAGUGUAUAAAUACCUGAAAUUAAGAAUCGUUAAUUUUUCAUUAGCUUAGGACGAAGCAUUUAUAUCUACACAGGGAGCAGGUCUUCUUCACGGAGUCCACCAUGUUGCACCAACAUAUUUAUACAAUGUCCCAGAAGGGACAAAUCAAACACUGGCUCUAGCGAGAGCCUUUCAUGUUUUUUCAUUACCUAAAGGUCAUCGUAGCUCUCCAACACACUUGUAAAAGGAAGAGUAAGCGGCGGGGUCUUCAGUUGAUAUUGGUGACCUCUAUGCUAGAUGCCACUAAAUUCUACACACUGGUCCUUUAAUUGUCAUAGUUAUUACGUUAAGAAAAACACUGACCUAUCUUAGAUGAAAAGUCCCUAAGCUGUACGUUUUUAUCAUUUUUCCAUCUUACAAAAGUAAAGGA